This is a messenger RNA of Drosophila rhopaloa, 3564 nucleotides long. It is a transcript of the gene IntS4, whose product is annotated as integrator complex subunit 4. Lineage: Eukaryota; Metazoa; Arthropoda; Insecta; Diptera; Drosophilidae. Gene Ontology annotation, cellular component: integrator complex. The record is from RefSeq and is a predicted model, not a curated record. The coding region runs from base 121 to 3207 and encodes 1028 amino acids. Gene Ontology annotation, biological process: snRNA processing. The transcript has 2 exons.
UUCACCAUCUGGUAACACUGACUUCGUCGCGAAUUGUAAAAUACAAAAGAAAAGUGGAUUUAUUUCGCGGAACUGCCAACAGGUGGAAGACUCCAUUGGUUGAUUUCUGGAAAGGAAACCAUGGCGCUGGCCAUCAAAAAGCGGUUCGGCUCCUACGUGGAGACGGUGGACGUGGACGGAGCGCCAGCGGUGAAGAAGCUGCGCCUGCAAACACUGUCCGCCGAUGCGAAGGCUGGGAAAGCCGGAAAAGCGGGAAAUGCGGACCGGAAGCUGACGGCGCUCUCCCAACUGGACGCCUACGUGGGCAGCCUGCCCGCAGGGUCGUCGGGCCUGCCCCCUGGGCCACCUGUUGCUCCAUCGGGACCCACACCCUCCGCCGGCGGCGCCAAUCCAUCCACCACGACGGGAACUCCCCUGCUAACGGCCGGGAACAGUCGCGAACUGCUGGAGCUGCUCGUGAAGAUCACCGACGAGAUAUCCUACGAGGACGUGGAACUGGCCGAGCUGAAGGAGGUGGCCAACAAGAUAUUCCAGCUGUACCAGCUGCAGGAGCGCGACAGUGACACCUCCAUUCGGGUGAAGCUGCUGGAGCUGCUAUCCGGACUGGGCUGUGAGUGUGCCACCGAGCAGGCCGUCACACUCAUCAUCGACUACUUCAUCUACCUGCUGCGCAAGGAGGGCUCCCAGAAGGUUCUCGCCCAGGGCAUGAUGUGCUUGUUCCGGAUCGGGCAGCGCCGGAAGCACCUGGUGCCCAUCUCGUACAACACCCAGGUGGCCCAUUUGGCCAAGGAGCAGCUGCGCUCCGGUUCCACGCACACGCAGAAGAACGCCAUGCUGGUGAUCGGUGGGUUCGCCACCAAAAUGGAGGGUGAGCGUCACUACGUGUGGAAGCUAGCCUUCUACAUAGACUCGCAGGACUCGGGAGUCCGAGCCCAGGCUCUGCACGCCCUGCUGACCCUCGGCGAGCGGGGAUCCCUGCUACCAGCGGUGCUCUACAAGCGCGCCGUUGAGGCCAUGAAGGACGAUUACGAGUGCGUGCGCAAGGAGGCACUGCGCUUGGUCUUCAUGCUGGGCAACCGGCAUCCGGACUUCAUAAUACCAUCCGACCGACAGCAGGAGGAGCUCCGCAUGAUAGACGCCGCCUUCAGCAAGGUGUGCGAAGCUCUCUGCGAUCUCUCGCUGCAGAUUCGCGUUCUCGCAGCCGAAUUGCUGGGUGGAAUGACCGCCGUCAGCAGGGAGUUUCUGCACCAGACGCUGGACAAGAAGCUGAUGAGCAACCUGCGCCGGAAACGGACGGCGCAUGAAAGGGGCGCCCGCCUGGUGACCAGCGGCGAGUGGUCGUCAGGCAAGCGGUGGGCGGACGAUGCGCCGCAGGAACACCUGGACGCCAGAAGCAUCUCGAUCAUAGCAAGUGGAGCCUGCGGCGCCCUUAUCCACGGCCUGGAGGACGAGUUCCUGGAGGUGCGCACAGCGGCCGUGGCCUCCAUGUGCAAGCUGGCACUCUCCCGGCCGGAUUUCGCUGUGACCAGCCUGGACUUUUUAGUGGACAUGUUCAACGACGAGAUCGAGGACGUGCGACUGAAGGCCAUCUACAGUCUGACGGCCAUAGCCAGGCAUAUAGUGCUCCGCGAGGAUCAGCUGGAGAUAAUGCUGGGCUCGCUGGAAGACUACUCGGUGGACGUGCGCGAGGGACUGCAUCUCAUGCUGGGCGCCUGCCGGGUGUCAACACAAACGUGCCUGCUGAUGGUAGUGCAGAAACUGCUGGAUGUGCUGGCCAAGUACCCACAGGAUCGGCACUCAACGUACGCCUGCAUGCGCAAGAUCGGCCAGAAGCAUCCGCAUUUGGUAAUGGCGGUGGCCGUUCACUUGCUGUUCGUACAUCCCUUCUUCGAGACUCCUGAGCGGGAUGUCGAGGAUCCGGCGUAUCUGUGCGUCCUGAUACUCGUGUUCAAUGCUGCAGAGCAUCUGGUGCCCAUCAUCAGCCUAUUGCCCACGGCUACCCAUCGACAUUACGCCUACCUCAGGGACUCGAUGCCGCAUCUCGUGCCCCAGCUGCCCAUCGAGGGUGCCUCCUCGGCGAGUGCCACCCACAGGAUCGACUCGGCCCUGCGCCAGGCGGGCAGUUCGGCGGAAUAUCUGCAGAUGAUUCUCAGCCACAUCGAGGAGAUAUUCACCAUGGCUGAUGAGCGCGUGGAACUGCUGCAGACUGCCCAGACGAAUCUGCAGCGUCUGGGAGCUAUCGAUGCGGGCAUGUACGGCACCUCGAACUUUUUGGAGACCUUCUUGGCGGCCCAGAUUCAGAUCGAGCAGAUGCAGCGUUGCGCCAGCACGCAAAGGAGCAGGGUUCCAUUGAAGGAGUCCCUGGCGGCUCUCAUCAGGAACUGCCUCAAGUUGCAACACACAUUCUCCGGUCUUAAUUACGGCGAUAUUCUGCAGGUGAAGCAGUUGCGUCUGCGGGCUUGUGCCUUGCACUUGGUCCUUGUUGUCAGGGAUCGGUCGCAAAGUGCCUUGGGUCCCUGUCAGAUGCUUCUGCAAACCGCCGGCGAUAUCAGCGAGUUCAUAAAGGCGAAUACAAAGGAUGAAGAGGAGAAGCCGCCGGUGGGAGCUUUGCCAUUGCUGGAGCCCGAGAAGUCGAAGAAAGAGGCAACCGGUGGCGAUGCCCAGCCGGACAGCUUCACCCGUCAGUUGCUGAGCAAACUGGAUGGCAUAUCGGAUCCCAAACCGGGUCGCGUCUUUCGCGAGAUUCUGCCAUUGGUUCAACAGGCUCCUCCGCUGGCAUUGCCACCUGCCAAUGACAAAAUCCGCCGCUGUGUUGCCAACAUCCUGGAGCCAUGCCCGCUGCAAUCGCAGGACAAUGUGAUAAAGGUUACGGCGGGCCUAAUAGCAGCAGUUCCCUUUGUGGCGGAGAUCGACAAUCUGCUCGAGUCGCAAAAGGCGGACAUGAGAAUCAAGAUUAAGUAUCCGGAUCAGCACAUGCACACGGUGGUGCCGAAGAGGAGUGACUUCAAGCCUAUUAUGACGGAGCAGGGAGAGCACGAGACAAAUGUGCGCCUGCGUACCACAAUCCUGCUGUCCCACAGCGUUUGGACGGAGUCAUCGCUGGUGGAGAUUCAGCUCUGCCUGGCCGUUCGUCCCGGCAGCGAACUGGAGCUCUGCAAGCCGGCCAAGGUGCUGUUCGCACCCAAACCAGUCAGACGGGGCAUUUAGCCUGACUCCCAGGAGGAUGGGCUAGGUGGAUUGGCUGUGGAUGCGAGUCUGGAGGCGGUACGGCCUCGGAACUUAAAUGUGGAGCAGAUCGACGGGACUGCGAGUGGACGGCGCCGGCGGCAAAGGAGCGGAGCGAAAAGCUGACAAGGCCACACAGCCGCUGGAGAGGCAGACUAGCAAUUAUUGUUUAAAAUAUCAUGUUCUGAGUGUCAAUUGGAUGGUAUUUUUGAAAAUUCAAAUAACGGAUUGUUUAAGGCAUUAGCUGUGGAGCAUGUAUUUUUCCAGUUUAAUUGUGUACGAGAAAUUUGGUAUUGUAAAAUAAUAAAUCUAAAUAUUUCUUUAAUUAGAAAAAAAGGA